Molecule: messenger RNA, 486 nt
Organism: Arachis duranensis
Lineage: Eukaryota; Viridiplantae; Streptophyta; Magnoliopsida; Fabales; Fabaceae
Product: isoflavone reductase homolog
Exons: 2
Coding region: 1-486 (161 amino acids)
Source: RefSeq, a predicted model, not a curated record
AUGGAAAAGAGCAAGGUUCUGGUGGUGGGUGGGAGCGGCUACAUAGGGAGGAGGUUAGUGAAGGCAAGCCUGGCAGAGGGGCAUGAGACGUAUGUGCUUCAGAGGACGGAGAUAGGCCUCGAUAUUGACAAGCUGCAGAUGCUCCUCUCCUUCAAGAAGCAGGGCGCCCAUCUCGUCGAGGCCUCCUUCUCCGACCACCGAAGCCUCGUUGACGCCGUCAAGCUUGCAGAUGUCGUCAUCUGUGCCAUGUCAGGUGUCCAUUUCCGCUCUCACAACUUGCUCCUGCAGCUCAAACUUGUUGACGCCAUUAAGGAUGCUGGCAACGUUAAGGCCAACACUUCUAGUAGAUGGAACAUUGCGUGUGAGGAUGAUGGUGGAAGGGCAGUGCUUCUAGAAGAUGGAACCUUGCGUGAAAAUGGUGGUGGAGGGCCAGUAUUUCCAGCAGAAACAGGAAACAUUUCUCCACAGAAUCAAGAACGAAAGUAA